This is a messenger RNA of Teleopsis dalmanni, 1866 nucleotides long. RefSeq names its product putative tricarboxylate transport protein, mitochondrial. The transcript is spliced from 5 exons. The record is from RefSeq and is a predicted model, not a curated record. Lineage: Eukaryota; Metazoa; Arthropoda; Insecta; Diptera; Diopsidae. Bases 732 to 1679 code for a protein of 315 amino acids. Gene Ontology annotation, biological process: mitochondrial citrate transmembrane transport.
UUGACAAUUAUUCGCAGGCACUUAAAAUGCUUAGUUAAAUAAAAUUGAAAACUUGUAAACUGUUAAGUUAUAUAUUAGUUUCAUUCUACAUUUGUGAAUUUUGUUUAUAAAACCAAAGUGUUAAAAGAAAAGUCCUAAUAAGGAAAAAGAGAGGUGGAAAUAACAGGAUUUACGUGAAAACCAUGUAUUUGGUUGUUAAUAACAUGUUUGGAAUGCAUCAUCUCAGUCGUUAUUAUUUGAUAAAGCUCCUGCUUCUAAAAAGCAGAUGGAAAACGAUACCAAAGUCUUUUUUUACAAAAAAGAGAUGCCGUGUCGCUUACAGUCGCUUACGUUAUAGGCGCAAUUCCAAAGGUAAUUGAAAGGAUCCAAUGCAGGAGAUUGGAAAAAUUGUAUGCUAAAAUAUUAAAGGUUUUGUCAUAGCAUGGUUCUAUAUAUGAUAAAUAUAACAACAACACAAAAACAGCUGAAAAUCCAGCGAUAUUGUUAUUGUGUACAGCAAUAGCGACCACAACAGCAAUAACAUUAGCGUCUACUAAAACAGAAUUCUUAGUUACUUCAACGGAAUAGCCUGUUGUUAUCAAUAAAUUAGUAGUGCGAAAUUCUGCAGUUUCAACUUAAAAGCCGACAUUAGCUUCUUCUAAACUGAAAACAAAAUCAAUAGCUGUUCCAGCAGCUGCUAUUGGUCCAAAUCCGGCAACUAAAUAGAUAUAUGCUAAUAACCUCUUAAAACGAUGGAUCCUUCCAGUGGAUUUAAAAAUCCAUUUAGUACUCGGCCAUGGAUGACAAAUACAAGUGCGGCUGCUGCAGUUGGUGGUGGUUCGAACGGUUUGAAAGGUAUUGUUGCUGGUGCUAUAACUGGUGGCAUUGAGGUUUGCAUAACUUAUCCGACUGAAUAUGUGAAAACACACUUGCAAUUAGAUGAGAAAGGUGAUAAAAAAAAAUAUGAGGGCAUGGUCGAUUGCGUUAAAAAAACAGUUCAGAAACGGGGUUUCUUAGGAUUAUAUCGAGGUUUGAGCGUACUGCUAUACGGUAGUAUACCAAAGUCUGCUUGUAGAUUUGGAUCUUUUGAAUUUCUGCGUUCAAUUAUGGUUAAUGAGAACGGACAACUUAGCAAUCAAGGGAAACUUUUAGCAGGUUUAGGAGCAGGUGUUUGCGAAGCUAUUGUUGCCGUUACGCCAAUGGAAACUAUAAAAGUGAAAUUUAUAAACGAUCAUCGUAGUGCGAAACCACAAUACAAGGGAUUUGUGCAUGGCGUCGGCACCAUUAUACGUACUGAAGGAAUCGGUGGCAUUUAUAAAGGUCUUACAGCUACAAUACUUAAGCAAGGCUCAAAUCAAGCUAUACGCUUCUUCACUAUGGAAACCUUUAGAGAUUGGUAUAAGGGCGAUGAUCCUAAAAAGAGCAUUCCUAAAUUGAUCGUUGGUGUAUUUGGUGCUAUUGCUGGUGCUGCUUCAGUUUUCGGCAACACGCCUCUGGAUGUAAUAAAAACACGUAUGCAAGGCCUUGAAGCUUCAAAAUAUAAAUCAACGGCGGAUUGUGCUAUGCAAAUGUUGAAAAACGAAGGUGUAACUGCAUUCUAUAAGGGAACAGUACCGCGUUUGGGACGUGUCUGUCUAGAUGUUGCAAUUACUUUCAUGAUUUAUGACUCGUUUAUGGAACUAUUUCGUAAAAUUUGGUAAUAGGGCAACUCAUCACAUAAAUUGGUUCAGUUUUAAAAUGAUUCAAAGAGUAAAAACGAGGAAAUCAUUUAGUAGGCUCAGAUCCCGCAACAAGCAUAGAAAUGGGAAUUUUUAGCAUGUGUGAAUUAAAAAGUAAUUGUGAUUAUACAAACGCAUCACUUAAUAGGUGUGAAAUAAGAAGUUAAUA